GUCUCUAUGGUAAAGUGGGCGGAGCCAGGGGAAAGAUGGCGGCGCCCGCAGCUGCAGCUGAGCCUCAGGCUUCCGGGGGUCCUCGGCCCCCAGUGUGUCUGUUGGUGUUGGGAAUGGCGGGAUCUGGGAAAACCACCUUUGUACAGAGGCUCACGGGACACCUGCAUAGCCAAGGCUCUCCACCUUAUGUGAUCAACCUGGACCCAGCUGUGCAUGAAGUUCCCUUUCCUGCCAACAUUGAUAUUCGUGACACUGUGAAGUAUAAAGAAGUCAUGAAACAAUAUGGACUUGGGCCCAAUGGUGGCAUAGUGACCUCACUCAAUCUCUUCGCUACAAGAUUUGAUCAGGUGAUGAAAUUUAUUGAGAAGGCCCAGAACAUUUCUAAAUAUGUCUUGAUUGACACACCUGGACAGAUUGAGGUAUUCACCUGGUCAGCUUCUGGGACAAUCAUCACCGAGGCCCUGGCAUCCUCAUUUCCAACGAUUGUCAUUUAUGUCAUGGACACAUCACGAAGUACCAACCCAGUAACCUUCAUGUCCAAUAUGCUCUAUGCUUGCAGCAUCUUGUACAAAACCAAGCUGCCUUUCAUUGUGGUUAUGAAUAAAACUGACAUCAUUGAUCACAGCUUUGCAGUGGAAUGGAUGCAGGAUUUUGAGGCUUUCCAAGAUGCCUUGAAUCAAGAGACUACAUAUGUCAGUAACCUGACUCGUUCCAUGAGCCUGGUGUUAGAUGAGUUUUACAGCUCGCUCAGGGUGGUGGGUGUGUCUGCUGUUCUGGGUACAGGCUUAGAUGAAUUCUUUGUGCAAGUCACCAGUGCUGCAGAAGAGUAUGAAAGGGAGUAUCGUCCUGAAUAUGAACGUCUGAAGAAAUCACUGGCCAGUGCACAGAGCCAGCAGCAGAAGGAACAGCUGGAACGCCUUCAGAAAGAUAUGGGCUCUGUAGCCUUGGACGCAGGGACAGCCACAGACAGUUUAUCUCCUGUGCUGGACCCUUCUGACUUGAUCUUGACUCGGGGAACCUUGGAUGAAGAGGAUGAGGAAGCAGACAGUGAUACUGAUGAUAUUGACCACAGAGUUACAGAGGACAGCCAUGAAGAGCCAGCAUUCCAGAAUUUUAUGCAAGAAUCAAUGGCACAGUACUGGAAGAGAAACAACAAAUAGUUUCUAGAAGACAAAAUUUUGGAACACUGUGUGAAGGAAUUAUCCUUACCUCUGACUGGGAGCUAAUAUAAAGGACGAGUUUGUUCAGAAUAGCAGAGUUUCUCUUAGUAGGGAAAUCUCCUGACUUGGAUGAAGCCAAGGAUAGGAGACAUUUGGACCUGGCAGGUAGAUGCCACUUCCCCUUGGCCUUUCCCUUGGAUUUAUGCAAGGAAGGAUAUUCUGACUGUUUUUGGAUGCUGAUAUCCCUUCAAGUCUAAAACUUCAAGUUUUAUCAUUUGAAGUCAAAUAUUUUUGCUGCUGAUGGAUAGAAGAGAGAGAGAACUUAGUGUUCACGUCACAUCUCUGUUAAUAGGCUGGAUCUAUAGCCUCUACUGCCCCAGCAUCUUGCCCUUGAGCCUGCUCCACAAGUUCCCCUCCUUUCAGCAGAAAGGCAGAGGGGAAAUAUGAGCUUGUCCAGAGUGGCAGUGCAGUCUCCUUGGCAACCAAUCAAUGUUGGUAUGAAAUGUGCCUCACACUGGGUAGCUCAUUAUAGAACACCAGCUUUGUCGAAGAAAGUGAGCAAAACAUAAUUAAUGAGUAAGAGUCCUGCUUUCAAUGAUGACUUGGAUAAAGAGUUUUUUAUUUUAA
This is a messenger RNA of Equus caballus (horse), 1787 nucleotides long. RefSeq names its product GPN-loop GTPase 1 (gene GPN1). The record is from RefSeq and is a predicted model, not a curated record. Gene Ontology annotation, molecular function: GTPase activity; ATP hydrolysis activity. Lineage: Eukaryota; Metazoa; Chordata; Mammalia; Perissodactyla; Equidae.